AUGCGACCUGCAUUGUCUUGGCCCGCCGUUUGCGAAGGUCGCGGCGCAGGGACCGUGAGCGGGCAGCGGUGCGCGGAAGCCCUGGCAGGCGCCGGCGGCGGCAGCGGCGGCGGCGGCGUCGAGGGGGCCAUGAGCUCCCACCACCACCACCUGGGCCCUAGCGCCCCCUCGGGCGAGAUCGACCACAUCACCUUCCUCUCGGAGCACAUCGGCGGCCUCUACCUCAACGAUGAGUACAGCGACGUGGUGCUCACGGUGGAGGGCCAGCGCUUCCACGGCCACCGCGUCAUCCUGGCGGCGCGCAGCGAGUACUUCCGAGCAAUGCUAUAUGGUGGACUGCGAGAGUCUCAGCAGGCUGAGAUUGAACUGAAAGGCACAUCGUUGCAGGCCUUCAGAGGACUUCUGAAGUAUAUCUAUACAGGCCACAUGUCUCUUGCCAACCAGAAGGGUGCAUUGCGGGAUUUGAUUUCCCGAGAUUCCUUCUAUGCUCCGGAGGCAGAUAUUUUCCAUGCGGUGGCUGAUUGGGCACAGGCGAAUCCAGACGAGGAUGCAGAGCCUGUAUUGUCAGCAGUCCGAUUGCCCCUGAUACUGUUUUAUUUACAUAGAGCAUACUCAUACUACAUUGAGGUGUCUAUCAACCAGAAAGACUGGGUGCGUGUUGUGGACCAUACCCGCUACCACUGUCGCUCAUGGCAGUUUCUAUACUUUGCUCCCCGAGUCGUGCGCUUCAUACGCAUUGUGGGUACCAAUAACACUGUCAACAAGGUGUUCCACGUUGUUACCUUUGAGGCCAUGUACACUCACACACCAGUCCAACUUCAUAAUGGAUUAAUUGUCCCAAAGGAAAAUAUGGCUACAGCUGAGAAAAGUGCAUCUGUGAUUGAGGGUGUGAGUCGCAGUCGCAAUGCUCUCCUAAAUGGGGACACAAAGAACUACGACUGGGACUUGGGCUAUACCUGUCAUCAAUUAGGUUCUGGUGCCAUCUUGGUGCAGCUGGGACAGCCCUACUGGCUAGGCUCCAUGAGGCUACUGCUAUGGGACUGUGAUGAACGCUCGUAUUCAUAUUAUGUGGAAGUUUCUGUGAACAUGUGGGACUGGGAAGUUGUGGCAGAUCGCACUCGAGAAUCGUGCCGAUCGUGGCAGCUGCUGCGCUUUCCACCACGACCAGUCGUGUACGUGCGCAUCGUGGGCACUCACAACACAGCCAACGAGGUACUCUAUUGGAUGAGUGCGCCUGUGCUAAGGCUUAAGGUGUUCCACUGUGUCCAUUUUGAGUGCCCCGCACAAGUGGAGGACCCAUCGCCAACUCCUGGCACUGUGCCCAGUACAUCUACUUUGCUGGAGGGAGGAGACGCCCCUGCUUCACUGGCACUGCCCUCAACGUCCAGUAGUGCAGUGCAGUCUGUUAUAAAGACUGCUUCUUCUUCUUCUUCUCCCCCACCAGACACAGCAGGGCCUACAGUGAUUUCUAAAAACGAGCCCCUUGAGCUUGCCGUUGUGUGUGCCAGUCGUCGGGUUUCAGAAGAAGAGGGAGAUGCAGUUGGUGCUGUGGGUGGUGUGGUAGCAGUGGAAGACAACACUAGUGGGGCUGUGGUAUGCGUAGCAGAUGCCAGCCGCCCAGAUGUUGCGUUAAGUGCUGGCGAGGCUGAUCGAAGUAGUUCUCCUGGCUUCUCAACAUAGUCCCAGAACUUGCAGUAUUGGACAGCCUGAGUUUGACACAGUGGUUCUGAGCUGGUGACACUGGUCCUACCAGAAGACAGGAGUGGAUUUGUUUGCUUGUUUGUUGUUUUUAUUUUAAUUUUUUCCCCUCUUUUGUUAUGUUUGCUAAAAGCAUUCAUGGAGCAAUCAAGAAUUUGAAAUUCAAGAAACUAUGUUGAGAUUGGAAAUGGAUAUGGUUUUUAUUUAUGGAGGGCCUUGUUGUAGUCCUAUGAGAAGUUUAGUGUUAAUCAUUUAAAUUUUGUAUCUUUGAAUUACGUUCAUAGUUGGUUGUAUACCUUGAACCUAAUGUCUCCUAUGAUGAAAUAUGACAAGAUAAUUCUUUGCAAGAGAUAUACAACUAUGACGUCAUUCUUUCUUUUUAUCCUGCUUUAAAUUGAUUUUUCAUUAAAUUUAUGGUAGAAAUUUGUAUUGUAAUUGCAGUGAGUGUCUUUAUUUUGAAAAAUAAGUCAUAUUGUUUGCCCUUAAAUUCUUAUUAAAGAAAGUUCUGAUUUGGCCAAAAGUCAAAACUAGACUUAGAAUUUCAAAAUGAAAAGGCUAAUCAUUCAAAAAAGUACUGUUAUUUUUGAAAAAUAUUUGUGUAUUGCCAAAGAAAGUUGGUUCAGUCUUCUGCAUCAUAGAUAGUGUGCAAAGGGACAAUUCGUUAAUAAUGUAAAUGUUAUUGCUCAAUUACUUUUUCUUUGCCUUGCACAUUUCUAAAUUUUCAAAUUAGAAGGAAUUGAGAGUUCUGCUGUGUACAGGUUAUUGAGAUGGCUUCAUUUCAAAUUAGUAACCUUAAGAAUGUUUUUGAAGAAUAUCUGAAAGUUUGGAAAUAUUUUCAUCCUAAACACCCUGUGAUGGCCCCUUAUGUAUUUGAAAAGUGAAGUUGGUAUGUUGAUUUGAAGAAACAUAAAUCAUAUCUAACUAUGGGGUUUGGUGACUGUGGUACGAAGGGAGAUAAAAAUUAGUUUCUGAAAAGGUUAGAUUUGCCUUGUCAUUUGGAUACAUUUGUAGAAAAUUUAGUUCUUUGAGUUAAAAGGUUUUUCAAUGGCAGUUAUAGUCGGAAUAAUUCAGAUUGGAUCUUAUUUGCUGCCAUUUCACUACCACCAUUUUGGGUUCAAAUUUUAUUUGAUAUUUUUCACUUUCAUAAAACAAUUCAAUUGUUUGUGGGAUAAAGAAUUAAAAGGUUAUUUGUAAAUUCAAAUCGCUGUUAUUCAUUUGUGGGUUGAGUAUGAAUGACAUUUAAAGUAUUUCCUAAUUUUUGAAAAUAAUCUCAAAGAUUAAGCCAAAAUAUGUUUCAAAGUACAAAUAACAUUAGAUUUAUUUUUAUUUCAUGAGAACAAAUUUCAUGCUGCGUUGGGAGAGAUUGAUGGAUGGUUUUAAUUAUGGUUAAUUACUGCUAAAUGAAAAGAAAAACGCCUGUUACUUAUAAUACCUUUCUUAAAUAUUAACACAUUUACACUGAUCGUUUAUUUGUUUUCUAAUUGCCGGAAAAUGUGGAGGACGUUUCACUUUUCCAGCGAAGAAAGACAAAUGAGCUCAUUAUGGUUGUGGGCUUACAAAUUUACAGUGCUUACAAACCUCCAUGUUAUCCUCUUCGCUGAGCAAAUUAACAGUUUUUUAUAAAUGACAGAAAGCAUUGUUUAAUAUACAAGAGAAAGGGUUUAACAAGUAUGGCUCCAUAAUAAGUUUAAUUAACUGAAAAUUGCAUUAGUUUCAUAAAACCUUUACAAGCCGGGAUUGAAACUAAAAUCUUAAAUGUGGGGAAGUCUGGUUGGGAGACUUGUAAAAGAUCAUGUGAUCAUGUUUCAUUAAUUUUUUCUUGACUGAGCAACGAAAUGGCAUUCCUCUCUCACAUCAUACAUACAUCUUUGGUAAAAUUGAUUGAGAUGUUCAAUUUCAUAACUAGAGUAAAAUUUGCAUGUGUUCCUUGAGAUGUUAGCAAAUUCCCUCGAUGUCUUUGUCACUCUGUUUAGCAUUACUGUCUGACAAUGUGUGUGUAGGGAAACAAGAAGACUUAAAACAUUAGGCGGAUGCCUCUUUUUCUGGUCAAUAUUGAUGAGCAGCUAGUUUCCUAUCUGUAUUAUAUUUAUGAUUUCUCAUUUUGAUAUUGCAUUAUCAGGAGAAAUUUAUCUGUAUUGCUGGCAGAAUUGUUUUUACUUGUACCUGGAAUAGAGGUGUGUAUGAGGGUAUGUAUGUAAAGUACUUAGAAUAAUCUAUGACCAGAUGUUUUUCAUGUUUGUUUGUUGUUUCACAAGCUGUAUUAUUCUUAAAAUGAAUCUAAAACCUUUACAAGGCAAGAACGGUGGACAAGAAAUCUGUCUAAUAUUAAUACAAGUGCCAUUUUGAAAAGACUUUGCAAGGAGCAUCAAAAGGCUUCUGUUAUGAACCUUGAGGUUCCAUGAGAGUAUCACUGGUCUGUCUUUCAAAGAGAAAAAAUUGUAUUAGCAUAACUUAUUACAAUGCCAAUUUCACAGUUUGUGUCUUGUGUUUUGUCACCUUUGGCUUUUGAAGCCCUUUGCAUUGUUUAUGUAAAUAAACUGUAUAAAGUAUGAAAAUAAUCCAUGUGACAUGAUCUUGCGCUCUCUGUUUUAAAAAAUGUCAUUACUUUCCAAAGCUACUCUAUGCAUGUAGCUUUUAAAGAAUGUAAAUAAAUUGUAAAAAGCAAGGAGUAAAUAAAUUUGGCUCUACAUACUGUUUUAUUUUGUUUGUGAAAAAAAGAAACCUGAAUGUAAAUUGAAGAAUAAGAAAAAUUCA
Molecule: messenger RNA, 4452 nt
Organism: Gryllus bimaculatus (two-spotted cricket)
Lineage: Eukaryota; Metazoa; Arthropoda; Insecta; Orthoptera; Gryllidae
Source: the annotation of a GenBank genome assembly